Molecule: messenger RNA, 159 nt
Organism: Carcharodon carcharias (great white shark)
Lineage: Eukaryota; Metazoa; Chordata; Chondrichthyes; Lamniformes; Lamnidae
Product: dolichyl-diphosphooligosaccharide--protein glycosyltransferase subunit 4-like
Exons: 2
Coding region: 1-159 (52 amino acids)
Cellular component (GO): oligosaccharyltransferase complex
Source: RefSeq, a predicted model, not a curated record
AUGAUCACAGACAUACAGCUAGCGAUCUUUGCCAACAUGCUGAGGGCAUCCCUUUUCCUCCUUGUUGUCCUGUACCAUUAUGGUGCUGUUAACAAUCCCAAAAAGCUGGGGUCUAUCCCAGCAGAUAUGCAAAAAAUAAAAGAUUCAUUAGAAAAGUGA